CAGUAUGACAUGCAGAUGAGUGCCGUCGAUCUUAGAAUCACCGCACACUUCACUCAUUUGGGCAGUCACGGGGCCAAAACCAGAGUGUGGAGCCACAGUGUGGCGGUGGAGGCAGCAGCAAUGGGAGGCCAUACAGCACCCUAUGACAAAAUGGAACCCACCAGCAGUGUGAGGAGACCUGAAAGUGGCACAUGGCAGAGUGUGGCGAUGGAGACAGCAGCAAUGGGAGGCCGUACAGGGACCCAUGAGACACUCUGGACCUGGCAGCAGCAUGAGGAGGCGGUACAGGGGCCCAUGGCAGAUUACGGGCCUGGCAGCAGCAAUGGGAGGCCCGUAAUCUGCCAGCACCCUAUGACAAAAUGGAACCCACCAGCAGUGUGAGGAGACCUGAAAGUGGCACAU
This is a messenger RNA of Staurois parvus, 402 nucleotides long. The record is from the annotation of a GenBank genome assembly. NCBI's taxonomy places the organism in Eukaryota, Metazoa, Chordata, Amphibia, Anura, Ranidae.